UUUGAGUCCGCGCAAUGAACUGCACCGUUUUCACUUCGUUCGUCUACCAAACACUACUACGUGUACUGGAUCGUGAUCACGUAUGACGUAGGCUCGCAUACUCUCCAGAGCGCGCAGGAAGCCGUAAUCUCGCCGAGUACAGGUAUAUGUGCAGAUCAGCGGCGGGAAAAUAGUGUGAGUGGCGAGCCUUUUAUUAUCUCUUUCUGUGUAAAUCGUUCCUCCGGCAUCUGAACAGAUCUUCAUCUCCAUUGUCGAUACUUCCUCGCGAAGCUGGGUUCCCUACGCUCUCCAUCCCUCUUCAAGCGGCUGCCCUCCUCAACUGCCAUGGCGGCGGACGGCAAGAAGAACAUCGUGGUCAUCGGCGGCGGGAUCAUAGGCUGCACCUCCGCAUACUUCCUCACGCGCCAUCCCCGCUACGACCCUUCCAAACACACCAUCACCCUUCUCGAAGCGACGAAAAUCGCUGGUGGCGCGUCCGGCAAAGCAGGCGGUCUCCUAGCACUCUGGGCAUACCCGACCAGUAUCGUACCCCUGAGCUACCGCCUCCACAAACAACUUGCCGCCGAGCACGGUGGCGAGGAGCGAUGGGGUUACCGGGCUGUGCAUUGCGGGCAGGUGGACUGUGUGGGUCGGCAUCUGGAGGCGCCGAAGCCGAGCGUGAAGGGUAAGGAUGGGGAGAUGGACGGGGAGAACGAGACGGCGGUUAACGGGCAGAAACAUGGGGAGGAUAGCGUGAGCUUGCAGAAACGGAGUAAAGAGGCGCUGGGUAAGCUGAGAGCCGCUGGUGUGCCGGCAGAUAUGGACUGGGUGAGUGUGGAUAGCUUGAGGGUGUAUGAUGAGAUGGGCGAUCCGAGUACUACUGCGCAGGUACAUCCUUUCCAGUUCACGACGGCUAUGGCGGAGUUGGCAGGCGGGAAAGGUGCGGAUGUCCGAGUGGGAGCGUCGGUCAAGCACAUCAACUACAGCGAUGGCGGCAAAGCGGUCGAGAGCGUAACAUAUGAAGACAAGAAUGAUGGCUGCAAGGAAGUCACUAUCCCAGCUACAGACGUAGUCAUCGCUGCUGGUCCGUGGACGCCGAGUGUAUACCCAACCGCGCCAAUAUCAGCGCUACGAGCGCACAGCGUUUGCAUACGACCCAGUCGCCCAGUAAGCGCGUACGCACUUUUCACGCAGAUCAAGCUCCCUGCUGGCUUCGGCAGAACCAACGAAAGCAACCGCGGCAAAGGCGUCAAAGCCUUCAGAGCCGGAUACGGCGAGCAGAUCGUGACGCCGGAAAUUUACGCCAGACCGAAGAAUGAAGUAUAUGCUUGUGGUGAAGGCGACCGGCUCGUACCGUUACCGAAGUCAACGGAUCUGGUGGAAGUGGACGAGCAGAGAUGUCAAGAUAUUGUGGACUACGUUGCGAGUAUUUCAGAUGAGCUGCGCGAUGGUGAGGUUACGGCGCGACAGGCUUGCUAUCUUCCUAAUGUGUCCGCGGGCAGCGGACAUCCGCUUGUUGGGCUCACGGGCGUGAAAGGUUUGGUGAUGGCGGCCGGGCACACGUGCUGGGGGAUACAGAAUGGUCCCGGAACUGGCAAGCUCGUCAGUGAGUUCGUGUUUGACGGCGAGGCGAAGAGUGCGAAGGCUAAAGGCUUGGAUCCACGGAAUGUGUUAUAGUGAGGAAGUAUGUGGUCGUCGCUAAUAACCGGCUGUUAAUGGUCCACCAUCUUAUCGACGCUAACGGCUGUAUGCGUGGCGAUCAUUCGAACAACCACGAGUGUCAUCAAGGUUCUCCGUCUCUCACCCAUUCUUACCCUGCGUUUCGUGCAUCAACGCGUCUGGUCUAUGUGGGUCGGUGCAAGCUGUCCACCACAGUCUUCUCAGAAUUGGAGGAGCUCGCAGAAGAUGCGUGCCGUGUUCAUCAAGACAACCGCUCCGUAAACGUCACUCGGAGUCUUUGGUAACACGGCUGUACAGGAUGCACAUCAGCAUAAACGUUAAAGCAAUUACACACUCAGCGGAGCGUCAAUUCAUCCUCGG
Messenger RNA from Baudoinia panamericana UAMH 10762, 2019 nucleotides. RefSeq lists its product as uncharacterized. Gene Ontology annotation, biological process: retrograde transport, endosome to Golgi. Gene Ontology annotation, molecular function: oxidoreductase activity. NCBI's taxonomy places the organism in Eukaryota, Fungi, Ascomycota, Dothideomycetes, Mycosphaerellales, Teratosphaeriaceae. The record is from RefSeq and is a predicted model, not a curated record. The transcript has 2 exons. The coding region runs from base 325 to 1656 and encodes 443 amino acids. Gene Ontology annotation, cellular component: cytoplasm; late endosome.